AUUCAGAUAAAAGUCCCCGCGACUGCAGCGAACUUCCGGCUAAACCGGCCUGUCACGGGACGGACGCAGCGGCGCGCAUGCGCAGUGCUGAGCAGCGCGGGGCUAGCGCGGGGCUAGCGCGUGUUAGCGAUGGAUUCCCAAAAAGAUCUGCAGCCUCCUAAACAGCAGCCCAUGAUCUACAUCUGUGGAGAAUGUCACACAGAAAAUGAGAUUAAAGCCAGAGACCCCAUCAGAUGCAGAGAGUGCGGCUACAGGAUCAUGUACAAGAAGAGGACGAAGAGAUUGGUCGUGUUCGACGCUCGAUGAGCUGCAGGAUGGAUUUCCCUUCCAAACCAAGACUGUCGUUCAAUUAAUGUGCUUUUGUUUUUCUUUCCACUCCAUUUCAGACGGAGCUGUAAAUACGUGUGUGCAUGCUGAUUGAUCAGAAAUACAGCUUUCUUUAUCAACGCUGA
Pygocentrus nattereri (red-bellied piranha) is the source of this 452-nucleotide messenger RNA. RefSeq names its product RNA polymerase II, I and III subunit K (gene polr2k). Gene Ontology annotation, cellular component: RNA polymerase III complex; RNA polymerase I complex; RNA polymerase II, core complex. The transcript is spliced from 4 exons. Gene Ontology annotation, molecular function: zinc ion binding; DNA-directed RNA polymerase activity; DNA binding. The record is from RefSeq and is a predicted model, not a curated record. Gene Ontology annotation, biological process: DNA-templated transcription. The coding region runs from base 130 to 306 and encodes 58 amino acids. Lineage: Eukaryota; Metazoa; Chordata; Actinopteri; Characiformes; Serrasalmidae.